AAUUUUUCAAUAUUUGUUUAGUGACUGCAUUGAACACAAUGAUGUCGAGUCCAGUAGUAUUGAUAUUAUUCAUUUUAUUUUUGUUCAAUAUUUCACAGUCGUGCGAUAUAACGAAAGAAUGUCCAAUAACUAAUAAUGUGACAUGGGCAACCAAUGGUACUAUUUGCCAUGUUUUUCGAAACACUUGUUUAUUAGACAAUGUUAACUGCCAUCAUCAAAAUAACAACGUAUCCAAACUAGAAGUUAUAACUAAGGAAAAAUGUCAGCUGUUGUGCAUAAGUAAAUGUCCUGAAGAAGACGAGCCUGUCUGUGGUUACUAUAGUGAUGAUGAUGAUGCUAAACGACAUACUUUUAAGAAUCAGUGCGAAAUAGAUGCAUAUGUUUGCAAGACUGGAGAACCUUUCUUUGUUUAUGGAGUUGGACCAUGUGAAACACCUGAUGCAAAAGAUGAAGAAGUUGGAGGAACAUAAUCUCCAAUUUAAUGAAACCCUUAACUAAAUCUUUGUUGAAGAAAUGCACAGUCACACCACUAAAUAUGUUUUAAAUUUAAUAUACUUAAUACAUAUGUAAAUAAAUAAAUUGAUUUGAAAAGUA
Molecule: messenger RNA, 594 nt
Organism: Eupeodes corollae
Lineage: Eukaryota; Metazoa; Arthropoda; Insecta; Diptera; Syrphidae
Exons: 3
Coding region: 39-470 (143 amino acids)
Molecular function (GO): protein binding
Source: RefSeq, a predicted model, not a curated record